GUUCACCUUGACUCCUGGAGCUGCAACAGAGCAGGUACCGCUCCUGCACCUGUUUCUCCUGCACCUGCCACACAGCUGCUCCUACCCAGCUGUCCUGGCCUGAGUCUUGCCUGGCGCGGCACCCCGGAGGCACUGCCACCUCCCAAGUCUCCCUCCAGGGCAGCUCCUACACUCAGCUCCUUCUCUAGGGAAGCUCUCGCCUCCAGCCCGGAGCAGUCGGGAUUACAGAGCACCCUCAGGUCUGGAAGCGCCAUGACCGAAGUUGGUUGGUGGAAGCUGACUUUCCUCCGGAAAAAGAAAUCCACUCCCAAGGUGCUCUAUGAGAUCCCCGAUACCUAUGCCCAAACUGAGGGCAGCACAGAGCCCCCGAGGCCUGACGGCGGGGACCCUGACAGCCACUUUAACACCCGCCUGGAGAAGAUUGUGGACAAGAGCACAAAGGGCAAACACGUCAAAGUCUCCAACUCGGGCCGCUUCAAGGAGAAGAAAAAAGUCCGAGCCACGCUGGCGGAGAACUCCAACCUCUUUGAUGACAGGGAGGGCAAAGGACAGUGAAGGGGGCCAAGGAGGAUGCUAGCCACCUCCUCGCUCCCUGCCAUCAGCCGGAUCUGAGACAGGAGCUUGCCACGCUGGCCUUUUUUGGCCACAGCUGAAACCGUGGGGUAGUUGAUGCCUGCUGGCGGGAAAUAUCUGGUUCUAAGUUUGUAUUUAUGUGCUCCAGCUUUCUGGAAGGCCUGAGAGAUCCCAGGCCCUCCCACCCUCCCCCACCACACUCAAAGGCACUCCAAUUCAAGGAUGAAAAGUCCCACUCAGGAAGGACAGCCCUCCUCAAAGCAGUGGCAACACCGGCAGGGAGGUGGCCAUAGCAAGGAGUGGAGAGGAGGAGCCGGACAGACCUCCCCGCCUCCCCUCCCAGGGCACAGGGUCAAGGGUGAGUUUGAAUUGCUGCUCCUUCUACUUUCUCUACCUGUGACUGUUCCUUGGGUCAAUUCUGAGAGUAUAUUUUCCAGAAGCCACGUGAUGGUGGGUGGUUUCCUGGAGCUGAGGCGGAGGUGCUGAACUUGAGCUCACCUACUAACUCAAGUGGGAAACUUCCUGGAACUUUGCCCUCACGAGUGCAGCGGGGAGGGGACCCUGCAGAAGGCCAGAUGAGGGACCCCUCGGGUUCCCGCACAUACCCUCAAAGGGAAGCUGUACUGUCCCCAGGGGUCCAAACUCGAAAGGGGGUGGGAGAGCUCUGGCAGGAGCUAAAAGCAGCCAGUUCUCCAACCCCUCCUCCCCCUACUAGUAUUUAAGACGGAUCAGCCCCAGAGAUGAGUCCUGGAGCCUUGAAUUUUGUUUAAAAAAAAUAAUUGUAGGUUUUUCUCUUUUUGUAAUAAACAAUGCUGCAAAAGCAGAGAAACUA
Molecule: messenger RNA, 1405 nt
Organism: Camelus dromedarius (Arabian camel)
Lineage: Eukaryota; Metazoa; Chordata; Mammalia; Artiodactyla; Camelidae
Gene: PRR15L
Product: proline rich 15 like
Exons: 2
Coding region: 253-555 (100 amino acids)
Source: RefSeq, a predicted model, not a curated record